AUGUCGCCAAGGCUUAUAGAUAAGUUCUACAGAGUGAUGAUUAGAUCAGUUUUGUUAUGUGUGGCACGGAGUUGGCCAGUCGAGAACGUCCACAUUCAAAAGAUGAACAUUGCGGAGAUGAGAUUGCUUAGAUGGAUGUGGUGGAGAGAUAUGAUUAGGGACACGAAUUGGGGGGAAGCGAAUGAAAGUGGCGCCGGCGGUGGACGAGAUGAGGGAAAAAGAGCGAAUGGUUCGGGCGUGAACGGGGGUGCGGAUGCGCCAAUAAGGAGGUGUGAUAGGUUGGAUGUAAGCGAGAGGUUAAAGAGGUACGGUGGGUUGAAGAAGAGCGGAGGAAGGUGA
Molecule: messenger RNA, 339 nt
Organism: Lycium ferocissimum
Lineage: Eukaryota; Viridiplantae; Streptophyta; Magnoliopsida; Solanales; Solanaceae
Exons: 1
Coding region: 1-339 (112 amino acids)
Source: RefSeq, a predicted model, not a curated record